AUGCUUUCAUCCACCAUCGAAACCUCAAUCCUUGACACAUCAACUUCGUUACCACCAUUAUCUUCACCUAUCCCAUCUUCACUUCCUGUUUCCACCAUCUCACCAACAUAUUCCACAAUAAUGCAAGAACCAGUUACUACUCUCUUAUCUUCGCAAUCUACAAAAGUUGAGAGGAUAGUUCAGGACAAUGAACCAAAUGACGAUGACAUCAUGAAGCAACAAGUUAAAAGGUUGGAAGUUCAUGCCAAAAGUUUUGAGUAUGAGAUUCUUAAGCUUCGUGAAAUUGCUAAGGAGCAUCAUGAACUUUUCAUUGAGCACAUGAAAACUAUGAAAGAGUCUGUUUAUCUCAAGAUGGCUGAACUUAAAUUAGAGAUUGCCAAAGAGGUUGAGAAUAUAGAGAAAAGUUAUUUUGUUCUGCACAGAAAAGUUGAUGUUGUUGCUGAUGCUAUUGAAAAGUUGAUUGAAUACAAUACCGCUUAUUCAACUAAGCUUGAUGUGAAGACGGAAAAGGAUUCCUAA
Messenger RNA from Lactuca virosa, 519 nucleotides. Lineage: Eukaryota; Viridiplantae; Streptophyta; Magnoliopsida; Asterales; Asteraceae. The record is from the annotation of a GenBank genome assembly.